Leishmania braziliensis MHOM/BR/75/M2904 is the source of this 1167-nucleotide messenger RNA. RefSeq lists its product as hypothetical. Lineage: Eukaryota; Euglenozoa; Kinetoplastea; Trypanosomatida; Trypanosomatidae. The coding region runs from base 1 to 1167 and encodes 388 amino acids. The record is from RefSeq and is a predicted model, not a curated record. The transcript has a single exon.
AUGGUGUUGCCGUUAGCUGCGCGGCAGCACUUCUUGGAGCACGGCUACGCCAUUGUUCCAAAUGUGCUUUCCAACUCCGUGGUGGAGCGCAUCCGAUCUGGGGCCUUGACGUCCACCACGGCGCGCCGCCGCUCCUUCGCGCACCUGCCCAACAUCCACUCCCUCUUGAAGUCUAAGCCCAAGUACACAGACCCCUUUUACGACGGUCUGAUGCCGCACCUGCAGAAGCGGCAGUAUAUCCUACGCUACUACCGUGACAUGAGGCGGCAUAAGCGGCGGCUGCGGCGUGCGGCGAAGGCCUUUCUUAAUGGCCGCGAUGUCUCGGAGCUCAGCAGGGAGGAGAUGUGGAAGCUGAGCGAAAUGGUCUCCGCGGAGGCGCAGAAGAUGUCAGGCAGAGGCUGUACGAGCACAGUCAAGACAGACCCGCAGAUGCUCAUGGCGAUCGACCAGUACCGCGCUAAUGCAUGGAUGACAAGCCCACAGCUAGAGGCGGUAAUUCGUGACACGGAGGAGUUUGUGAAGCCGCUCUCGCAGCUGGCAGAGCUUGUGGGUGGUGUGGCACGUCCCGUCAUAUUUGGUGAUGUACCCCUGUUGCGCGAGGCGUACGGCAACCCUGUUGGCUACCACUGCCUUGCUCCUACGAUUGGCACCCGCACGAACGCACGCGUCAGUAAGGGUGGCGGUGAGGCGACAGCGGUCUCGAUGGUGCUCUUCACUUACACCCCCACUCCUCUGUGUCUCCCGCCCUUUGUAAUGCGCCACUCCCAACGCGUGGUACGCCGCCAGUACCUUCACUCAGUGCGUCCCGAGCGAUUGUGGCGCCCCUUUGCCCCCAUGGAGGCUGACAUACGCGAUCAACUGCGCCGCUUUCGAUUUGAUUCAUCGGUGGUAGGCCAAUCGCUCCUCGCAGGAGCGGCCACGUCAGGCGGUACCGCGACGACCCCCAUAAUUGGCCCGGGAACCGUCAUGGUGGUCGAUCCCCACUUGAUGAUGGCGUUCGGGAGCAACAUGACGCCCCAGAGCGAGGUCGUUUACCGCAUCAACGUGGUAGCAGAGAACGCGCGCCCGCAUCUUAUGGCACCAUCGUGGAUUCGCGGGUGGCGCACAAUGCCGCAAGAGGUCCAUUUUGCAUCCCCUGUUGUCUUUCCGCCGCUUUACGUCGAAUGA